AUGAAUAGAUAUAAUCUUUUUAUGAUCAUUAUAGCAUUAAUUGGAAUUGAUACUAUUUUUUGUAUUCCUUCAAAUCAAAAUAAAAAUAGUAAAGUUGAAAGUGUGUUAAGUUCCAGUGGGCUUUUAAAAAAUGUUGUAAAACAUUCACCCAAAAUAAGUGAAGAAGAAAUAAAAGAAAGUGAAAUUAAAAUAAUAAAAAAAGCUCAUGAAGAAGAAAAUAAAAAGUUAGAAAAACUAGAAAAGUGCAUAAAAGAUUAUACAUUAUCUUGUCCAAAAUAUUGGAAAAAAAAUGUUAUUGAAAAUGGGAAAACUAUAUGCAUAGCUAGUUCUGAAUACAACGGAUUUUGUGAACCAAAUCAGUCAUUUGAAUAUUUUACAGAAAGUGAUAAAAUGAAUUUUGAGAUAAGUUGUAAUGUUGAAUGGCCAUGUAAAAGCAGUACAUCAAAAGAUGUGUGUGAAGAUGGAAAAAGGGAUUAUAAUGAACCAUGUCCUGAUGGUUUUUUAAUCCAAGAAGACAAUAGUUGUAAGGCAGAUAUUACUGUUUAUAGAGGUAUGUGCAAUAAUAGUAAUAUCAAAUUUACACAUAUGACGGAUGAAGAAAAAGAAAAAUGGAGUAUUGCUUGUGAAGCUUAUUGGCCCUGUUAUAAAGAAUGCUCUUCUGAAGAAUUUCUUUCUAACUGCCCAAAAAAUUGGCAAGAAUUAAAUUUAUUUGAAUGUAUACCAACUCAAAAAUAUAAAGGAGCUUGUAAAGGAAAAAAAAAUUUUAAAUAUUUUACAGAAUCAAUGAAGAAAGAUUUUGAAGAAAAAUGUAAAACAAGAUUUUUAUGUAUGAGUUCUUGUGAAAAAGAUUAUGAACAAGAUUGUCCAAUGAAUUGGUUAAAAGAAAAAGGAUACUGUUUAGCUCCAGAAGCAUUUGAUUUAUGCAACAGAAGAAAGUUAUCUAAUGAAAAUUUGACAACUAAAGAUAAACAAUUUUUUGAAAAAGAAUGCUCAGUAAAUUGGCCUUGUAAAAAAAAAGAUUUCUGUGAAAUGGAUUGGAAUUAUGAAUGCCCAGAAAAUUGGGAAAAAGAAUAUUCAAAAAAUCAAAAAGAAAAGUAUAUUUGUAAAUCUCCUUCUUCAUAUAAGGGAAAAUGUAAUAACAUUUUUUUAACAAAUAAUUAUGACGAAUAUACGAAAAGAGAAAUAGCUUCAAACUGCAAUUCCCCCUGGCCAUGUAUUGAUCAAAAAAAAAAUUCUCAUCCUAUAGAAUAUAAAAAAAGUAUUCAAGAUAAUUCUACAAAUGAUAUAAAUGGCCCAAUAACACAAGAGGGAAGAAUUUAUGAAAAAAAAAAAAAAUACAUAAUUGAAGAUCGAAAUAACUCUGAUUUGUUUGAUAUUAUGAUGUAA
This is a messenger RNA of Plasmodium relictum, 1386 nucleotides long. Its product is annotated as CPW-WPC family protein. NCBI's taxonomy places the organism in Eukaryota, Apicomplexa, Aconoidasida, Haemosporida, Plasmodiidae. Bases 1 to 1386 code for a protein of 461 amino acids. The transcript has a single exon. The record is from RefSeq and is a predicted model, not a curated record.